AUGUCGACGAAUGAAGAGUUUAUUAGAACUCAAAUAUUCGGUACAGUUUUUGAAAUUACAAACAGAUAUGUAGAUCUAAACCCUGUUGGUAUGGGUGCCUUUGGAUUGGUUUGUUCAGCUACAGAUACUUUGACUACUCAACCAGUAGCCAUUAAAAAGAUUAUGAAACCUUUCUCAACUGCUGUUUUGGCAAAAAGAACCUACAGAGAAUUAAAAUUAUUGAAACAUUUAAGACAUGAAAAUUUAAUUUGUUUACAAGAUAUCUUUCUAUCUCCAUUAGAAGACAUUUAUUUCGUAACAGAGUUACAAGGAACAGAUUUACACAGAUUAUUACAAACAAGACCCCUUGAGAAACAAUUCGUUCAAUACUUCUUAUAUCAAAUCUUAAGAGGUUUAAAAUAUGUUCAUUCAGCAGGUGUUAUUCAUAGAGAUUUAAAACCAAGUAAUAUAUUGAUUAAUGAAAACUGUGACUUAAAAAUUUGUGAUUUUGGUUUAGCAAGAAUUCAAGAUCCACAAAUGACAGGUUACGUUUCAACAAGAUAUUACAGAGCUCCAGAAAUUAUGUUAACGUGGCAAAAAUACGAUGUUGAAGUUGAUAUUUGGUCUGCAGGUUGUAUUUUCGCCGAAAUGAUAGAAGGAAAACCAUUGUUCCCAGGUAAAGAUCACGUUCAUCAAUUCUCAAUCAUCACUGACUUAUUAGGUUCGCCACCAAAUGAUGUUAUUGAUACAAUUUGUUCGGAAAAUACCUUAAAGUUUGUCACUUCAUUGCCUCACAGAGACCCUGUUCCAUUCUCUGAGAGAUUUAAAACCGUAGAACCAGAUGCAGUAGAUCUAUUAGAAAAAAUGCUAGUAUUCGAUCCAAAAAAGAGAUUAACUGCUGCCAAUGCUUUAGCUCACUCAUAUCUGGCUCCUUACCAUGAUCCAACAGAUGAACCAGUUGCCGAAGCAAAAUUUGAUUGGAAUUUCAAUGAUGCAGAUUUGCCUGUGGAUACAUGGAGAGUCAUGAUGUACUCAGAAAUUUUAGACUUCCACAAAAUAGAUGGUACAGAUGGUCAAAUCGAUACAUCUGCUACUUUCGAUGACCAAGUAGCAGCAGCCACAGCAGCAGCAGCCCAGGCUCAGGCCCAAGCACAGAUCCAAGCACAAAUUCAAGCUCAAGCUCAUUCACAAGCGCAAGAUAUAUCAAAUGCACAUGCUACUGAUCAGGGCAAAAACAUUCCAAAUGAUCAAGCUGUAAAUGCCGUUAAUGAAACCAUCUCAAAUUAUGCAGAUCAAGCUAUUCAAUACGCCAAUGAAUUUCAACAAUAA
Molecule: messenger RNA, 1308 nt
Organism: Tetrapisispora phaffii CBS 4417
Lineage: Eukaryota; Fungi; Ascomycota; Saccharomycetes; Saccharomycetales; Saccharomycetaceae
Gene: HOG1
Product: mitogen-activated protein kinase HOG1
Exons: 1
Coding region: 1-1308 (435 amino acids)
Biological process (GO): osmosensory signaling pathway; cellular response to oxidative stress; protein phosphorylation
Cellular component (GO): cytoplasm; nucleus
Molecular function (GO): MAP kinase activity; ATP binding
Source: RefSeq, a predicted model, not a curated record